This is a messenger RNA of Megalops cyprinoides (Indo-Pacific tarpon), 3610 nucleotides long. RefSeq names its product aldehyde dehydrogenase 16 family, member A1 (gene aldh16a1). Gene Ontology annotation, molecular function: oxidoreductase activity, acting on the aldehyde or oxo group of donors, NAD or NADP as acceptor. The coding region runs from base 528 to 2933 and encodes 801 amino acids. The record is from RefSeq and is a predicted model, not a curated record. Lineage: Eukaryota; Metazoa; Chordata; Actinopteri; Elopiformes; Megalopidae. The transcript has 17 exons.
UGUAGCAUGUGCAAAGAGAGUAGCAGGCUCUAUCACUAGCUCGAUUGUAACUUUUCAGAAAGCGAAAUAUAAUUCGGCUUGCAAACAGCUAGAUAGUUUUCCUAGGAUAUUUAGUUAGCUUACAAGGAAUCUAAUUAUAGCUAACAAAUAAUCACUGCGUUGUGGAGAUAUAUUUAUUAAUCCCGCUAGCACCUUGCUACUUUGUUCACAGUCUAGCUAACGUUAGCUGGCUAACUGUAGCCAGCUCUGUUCUUUAGAAUAAUAAACGUUAGCUAACUAUCGCACAAACUAGCAAACGUUGAAGUUAUUCAUCUUUGCAGCUCAUCUAAAGUUAUAUUUUCUUGGCUCAGGGGGAGGCGGCAGGUACCUAGCUAAUUACUGUAUAUUCAGCUAUCUAAUUGCCAAUAAACUUUAUUGCCUUAUCAUAAUAGAUAUCAACAGACAGCCAUCGAUAAAUUGUAAUUUCGUCGUGCAACUGGAUAGAUAGCUUUUUAGCUAUCUAGGUGGCAUUUCGGUUUAACCGAGAAAUGGCAGGUAGUACUACAAAAUCAGUCCACGAUAUUUUUGAGUCGAUGGAGUAUGGACCAGCUAGUUCCAACACUUCGACAGCACAGUCCUGGCUGGAGAGUCACUCACAUGCUCUUGGUCUCUUUAUCAACGGGGCAUUUGUCUGUCCAUCAGACCGGCAGGCAUGCAACGUAACCGAUGCCUCAGGCCAAAGGCUGUGCAGCACUGUGUGUGCAGCAGAUGAAGAUGUUUCCCUCUCGGCCUCCUCCUCACUCACUGGAUUCAAAGCCUGGAGCGAGUUGAGCUGCUAUCAAAGGGCCAAGGUUUUCCAAAGUUUUGGCAGUGGUCUUCAGAGACACAGCCAGUGCCUGGCCGAGCUGUGUGAGAUGGUUCAGUCUCCCAGCUCUGUGUCUGCGCUGGUCCGGCUGGUGCAGUACUACAGUGGGUGGGCUCAGCUCAGAGAUGUGCAUGUUUCUGGCUGGACUCCUCAAGGUGUGGUGGCUGUGGCUGUCUCUGAUGACUGCUCCCUGUAUUCCCUCCUGCUGAAAGUCUUACCAGCAUUAGCUGUGGGCAACGCCGUCAUUGUGAUUCCUGGCUGUGGAACUGCCCUUCCUGCGCUCUUGAUUGGCAGCCUUUUUCAUGAGGCGGGGCUUCCUGCGGGGACACUGAACGUUGUCACCGGAAAAGAUCUGAGCCUGGGGAUCAAAGUGGCUCAAAAUCCCAAGAUAAACUGUUUCACUUACUGUGGGAAUAAGAAGGAGGGAGAAAUGCUGAGCAGAGAGACUGCAGGGUGGGGAGUCCCUGUCUCUCUCUCCCUGUCUGCCAAUGCAGUCUGUCCUUUCAUCAUCUUUGAGUCUGCUGAUAUUGACAGCGCUGUGGAUGGAGUAAUAGAGACUGCCUUCAAAAAGAAAAAAGAGUGGCAGUGGGUGCUGUGUGUGCAGGAGUCAGUUUGGGAAAGCGUUGUUGCACGGCUGAAGGUUCGAAUGGCAGGAAUGAAGUGUUUGCCUCUCUUGGCUGAGUCUGAUCGGCACAUUGUUGAGGCUGCAGUACAGGAAGCUCAACAGCAGGGGGCAAAUGUGGUCCAGCCUUGCCCUCCGCCCUCCUCCCUCUCCCUUUACCCCCCGACUGUAUUGUGCGGGGUAGCUCCCUCAUGCCCCUGUGUGGUUGCUCCACCUCCUGGACCUCUCUUACCUAUGCUCUCCUUCAGAACUGCUGGAGAGGGGCUCACCAUUGGAAACCACAGUCCACAUGGACAGGCUGCGUCCGUCUGGACAGAGGACCUGACUCUGGCUCUGGAGAGCGCCAAAAGUCUGUCUGUGGGCACAGUGUGGGUGAACUCUCACUCUGUCUUUGACCCGUCUCUCUGUCUCUCCGGCGUGAAGGAGAGUGGGAACUGCACCGACGGAGGUCAAGAGGGUCUGUUUCAGUUCCUGCGGCCCUCUCUCUCUCCUCCUCUGCCUCGCUCCCGUCCACUCUCUGUGGAUUAUGUCAAAUUUGGGAGCGCUGCAUCGAGACCCCCCAUUCCCGGAGGAGCUGAAACCGCUGGUCCUGCCAGGGCCCCGCGCUCCUAUCUUCAGCUUGUCGGAGGCCGGCAGUGCAAGUCUGAUUCUGGGAGCAGUAUCGCGAUUUUGGCACCAGAUGGCAGUGUGCUCGCUUACUGCCCUGAUGGGGGUAGGAAAGACGUUCGCAAUGCAGUGGAGGCUGCCAUAAAAGUCCAGCCAGGCUGGAAGAAGAGAAGCCCUGUCUCUCGCUCGCAGGCACUCUAUUCUCUUGCCGCAAGCAUAGAUCUGAGGAAGCGAGAUAUGGCAGUGUCGCUUCAGGCUCAAACCGGCCUCUCAUUGGAGGAGGCAGAGAGGGAGGUGGAGCUUAGCAUUUCUCGGCUCUGUGAUUGGGCUGCCCACUCUGACAAAGUAGGGGGAGGCGUGCAGUCUCUCCCCCAGUCUGGCUCCGCUCUGUCUUUACCAGAGCCACAUGGAGUGGUGGGCGUGGUCCUCCCUGACAGAUGGACCCUCCUCUCCUUGGUUUCUUUGCUUGGGGCGUCCCUUGCAGCUGGCAAUGCUGUUGUCAUGGUACCCAGUGAGAAACACCCACUUCCUGCCUUAGACUUUAUUCAGGUCUUGCAGUCUUCUGACAUCCCAGAGGGUGUGGUCAGCAUCAUCACAGGAGGCAGAGACCAGCUGACUCAGGCAAUGGCCAAUCACAGCGUCAUACAGGCCAUAUGGUACUGGGGCAGUCAAGAGGGUUGCCAAUACCUGCAGUACACCUGCUGCAAUCCCCUGAAGAGCUUGUGGCUUCACUGUGAGGAACAAGGAGGGGCUGAAGGGAAAGGAGAGGGGAGGGACUGGGCUCUCUCUCAUCCCUCACUUCUGGAGGAGAUGUGGAGGCAGGCCACACACUGGAAGAGUGUGUGGAUACCUACAGCUUAGAGAGAGAGAGAAAGAGAGUGCGUAGUGUGAAGGAGAGAAUACAGUGGAGGGUGAUAUUCAUUUGGACUUUGAAAUGCAUUGAAGUAUUCAUUAUUUGUCUGCCACCUGUUUGCAUUUUUCUGUGCCAGACAUUCCAAAAUAGUAUUAGAUGAAACAUUCAAAUGCGAGUAAUAUAUUUCUGGUAUUUUUUUUUGGCCAAAUUAGAUUUAAUUUUAAUUUUAAUGCAGGUGCACCGAUGUGUUUCCAGACAGAACUGUAAGCCAUUUGUUUACUAUAUCAAUUUCUGUGAGUGGUAAAUGUCUGAUGACAAGAGACAGAAUCCAACUUGCCAGCAUUAGCUACCUCUAUCUCGCACACACACGUAUACUAUACAUUUUUACCCGCCUUAUCAAAUUUGUUAGAAAGAAAUGUUUGAUACAUGAAAAGUGGUUCUAUGAUUAGUCAAAGGUAAUUGUUAUGAAGACACAUAAUGGUCCAAUCAUGUGAUACUGUUAAAUGCAGUGCUACUCAACACUGUAAUUUACAUAGAUACUGUAGUGCUGAUAUUGGCAUGGCUAUGAAAAUAAUGCACUCUGCUUCAUUACUGUAUACAGCUGAGUAAUAUGUAAAUGUGCUGGGCAACAUGCCACAACCUGCUAAGUAAUUACACAUGACUGUGUGACACCUGAGGAUACAGC